Messenger RNA from Xenopus tropicalis (tropical clawed frog), 812 nucleotides. RefSeq names its product FtsJ RNA methyltransferase homolog 1 (gene ftsj1). The record is from RefSeq and is a predicted model, not a curated record. Lineage: Eukaryota; Metazoa; Chordata; Amphibia; Anura; Pipidae. The transcript has 8 exons. Gene Ontology annotation, molecular function: methyltransferase activity. The coding region runs from base 223 to 807 and encodes 194 amino acids. Gene Ontology annotation, cellular component: nucleus; cytoplasm.
GUAGCCCCGCCCUCAUUACGGAUUGGCCGCGCUCCUGUAGCCCCGCCCUCAUUAUGGAUUGGCCGCGCUCCUGUAGCCCCGCCCUCAUUAUGGAUUGGCAGCGCUCCUGUAGCCCCGCCCUCAUUACGGAUUGGCUGCGCUCCUGUAGCCCCGCCUUACACAGUCUCACACGGAGCGCUACCUGCCCAGGGGAUUCGGUACUUGCGGCACCUACUGCCCAACAUGGGUCGCUCGUCGAAGGAUAAGAGGGACAUUUACUACCGGCUGGCCAAGGAGGAGGGCUGGAGGGCUCGCAGUGCAUUCAAACUGCUGCAGUUGGACGAGGAGUACCGUCUGUUCCAAGGGGUGCAGAGAGCGGUGGAUCUGUGCGCGGCCCCCGGGAGUUGGAGUCAGGUGCUGAGCAGGAAGCUCCGGGGCAGUGAGGAGCAGAGCGGGCAGGUGAAGAUUGUGGCAGUGGAUCUCCAGGCUAUGGCACCCCUCCCGGGGGUAAUUCAGAUUCAGGGGGACAUCACAAAGGUCUCCACUGCUCAUGAGAUCAUCCGACACUUUGAAGGCCAACCGGCUGAUCUGGUUGUUUGUGACGGCGCCCCCGAUGUGACCGGAUUACAUGACAUUGAUGAGUACAUCCAGGCGCAGCUCCUGCUGGCGGUAACUGAAAUUACCAUGCACGUAUUGAGAGACGGUGGCACUUUUGUGGCCAAGAUAUUCCGGGGCAAAGAUGUGACCCUGCUGUACUCCCAGCUGCAGAUCUUCUUCCGAGAGGUGACCUGCGCCAAGCCCCGGAGCAGCGCAACGUCUGCAUUGUAAGCAGU